AGGAGAUCAACAGCGGCACAACCAUAGAAAGAAACAACCCCGUCAGGAUGUUUAAUUGAUCACCCUACAUCAGCAAAUCCCUUGUACGCGAUGUCACUCUAGUGGCUCACGUUGUAUCAUCUCGCCCACUGUUCCCUGGAGCCCUGCUAUCUCAUAUACUCGCAAUGGUCACUUCUGGAGGGCUGAAACUGUUGCGUUCCACAUGGCAAGCCUGGAAGAAGCUUAUCGGCCAGCCUGAUAAUCUGCAUGAAGCAUUUGUCCGGACGGAGAACCAAAGAGGCGUAUAUAUCGAGUUAGACCAGAGCGACCGAGAUGAUGUUGAAUUGUAUGACAUGGCGAAUCAUGGGCAACCAGCGGCUGAAUCGCAUGGCACCAGAACUAUAUCGCGACGAGAGUAUAACCGAGCUGUGUAUGGUGAUUCUAUAGCAGAGGGAUCCUUCGACAGCAAGCCGUCAUUGCCCGAUAACUCCACAGUCGACGAACCGACAGAAGAUGAAAAACAUACACUUCGUAAAGUGCCAGACAAACUGCCGCACAGCGCCUUCAUGGUUGCUAUCGUUGAGCUAUGUGAACGGUCAGCCUUCUAUGGCCUUUCUGGCCCAUUCCAAAACUACAUUGCAAACAAAUACCACGACCCCAACGGUCUCCCUGGCGCAAUCGGGUUGAAUCAAGCCGGUGCAACAGGUCUGACUAACUUCUUUCAGUUCUGGUGCUAUAUCACUCCUAUCAUUGGUGCUGUUGUUGCAGACCAGUAUCUCGGCAAGUACCUCACUAUCGUUUACUUUUCCGUCAUUUACAUCGCCGGCCUGAUAAUUCUCUUCGUCACAUCUCUUCCCUUCGUCAUCGAGCGUGGAGCCGCUCUUGGUGGUCUCAUCGCAGCGAUGGCUGUCAUCGGCCUGGGUACAGGCGGCAUCAAAGCUAAUGUGUCCCCACUCAUUGCCGAGCAAUAUACAAACACUCGCGCUACCAUCCGCGUGCUCAAGUCCGGCGAACGUGUGAUCGUAGAUCCGGCCAUCACCAUCCAGAGGAUAUAUAUGAUAUUCUACCUGUGCAUCAACCUCGGCUCGCUUUCGCCCAUCAUCACAACCAACCUAGAAAAACACGUCGGUUUUUGGAGUGCAUACCUCGUCCCCCUGAAACUCUUCGUUCUCGGCUUUUUCGUCCUCAUCUCCGGCAAGAAACACUACGUCGUACGCCCUCCACGCGGCUCCAUUAUCAUCGACUGUUUCCACGCCCUCCUCAUCGCCCUACGCAAUCACGGUGAUAUCGACGCUGCGCGUCCCUCGACACUUCCCGGGCGUUCCGUAAACUGGGACGAACAAUUCAUCUCGGAGCUCAAAAUUGCGAUCGCUGGGUGCAAGGUAUUUCUCUUCUACCCGUUCUACUGGGUUGUCUGUAUCCAAAUGAGCAACAACUUCGUGUCGCAAGCCGGUCAAAUGGAGCUACACGGCAUCCCCAAUGAUGUCAUGCAGAACAUCGACCCAAUCACCAUCAUCAUCUUUAUUCCUAUCCUCGACCGCGUCGUAUACCCGGCACUGCGCAGGCUUGGUAUCCAAUUCAAGCCCAUGACACGCAUCUUCUUCGGCUUUCUUCUCGGAAGUGCCGCAAUGGCGUAUGCCGCCGUCGUGCAGCAUAUGAUAUACAGCCGUGCACCAUGCUAUGACACGCCCCUCGUGUGCACUGCGGGCCUCAAUGUGGACGGCUCGUACGCGCCAAAUAAGAUCCACGUUGCGGCGCAGACCCCUGCGUACUUUUUUAUCGCGCUGUCCGAGAUCUUCGCUGCUGUCACAGGGCUUGAAUAUGCAUUCACCAAAGCGCCUACUAGUCUCAAAUCGUUCGUCAUGAGUCUGUUCCUGCUGACAAAUGCAUUUGGGGCGGCAUUGGCGGCGGCGAUCAGUCCACUGAGUGUAGAUCCGAAACUGGUAUGGAUGUAUGCGGGGUUGAGUGUUGCCUGUUUUGUAGCGGGGAUGGUCUUCUGGAGGCUGUACAGUAGGUAUAAUAGUACGGAGGAGGAGUGCAGCGAAUUAGAAAAGAUACCAAAGAGCCCGGAACCAUUCCGAGUGACGAGACGGAGCUUUGAGGAUUCGAGAGAAGACAGGGAGGAGUGAGUUUGUGGAGACAGUAAAAUCCUUCCGACUUCUAGGAGAAUUAUUGGCUACAAUACUCUCUCAAUCGCCUGAAGCUUAAACGUCUGGUGACACAUGUAGCAUUGCUGCUAGAAUUAUCAUUCAUAAGACAUACAUUUGUCCUCUUAUAUGU
Messenger RNA from Pseudovirgaria hyperparasitica, 2259 nucleotides. Its product is annotated as putative MFS peptide transporter. Gene Ontology annotation, biological process: oligopeptide transport; transmembrane transport. Gene Ontology annotation, molecular function: tripeptide transmembrane transporter activity; dipeptide transmembrane transporter activity. Gene Ontology annotation, cellular component: plasma membrane; fungal-type vacuole. The transcript is spliced from 3 exons. Bases 165 to 2108 code for a protein of 647 amino acids. The record is from RefSeq and is a predicted model, not a curated record. NCBI's taxonomy places the organism in Eukaryota, Fungi, Ascomycota, Dothideomycetes, Acrospermales, Acrospermaceae.